AUGCAAAAUGCUGACGAUUCUGAUCUCACUUACACAAAGUCAGACCGCAUUGAUCGUUCCAAGGACAAAGGUUUAACUAUUUCCUGGACCACUUUGAAGCAGGAUAAAUUAUUUAGGAAGAAAUUCAUACUGACUCUGGCCUACUUUGCGUCGUAUUUUGCUGAAGGAUGGAUCGAAGGUCAGUUUGGACCAACUUUUCCCGACCUUUUAUUCCUUACAAACACGUCUCUGAAAAAGGGAUCCUUAUUCUUCAACAUGUACACGGCAGGAUUUCUUCUGGGCUGUGUAAUCAUGGGUUUACUGUAUGAUAAAAGAGUUACAGACAGAAACCUACUGAUGUUUGUUACGACACUAGGAUUCGGCAUCAUAAACGCAGUUAUACCAUGGUUUGGGUUAUAUGAGAUCAUGGUUAUCUUACAUAUACUAAAAGGAAUGUUUGGUGGCGGUUUGGAUACGUGUGCAAACGCAGCUCUAAUGACCACGUGGGGAAAUAAAGGUGACAUAUUCUUCAAUGUAUUACAUUUUUCCUUUGCUUUUGGAGGAAUUCUGUCUCCGGUGUCUUCAGCACCCUACGUUAUGUCACAAAAUGACGUCAGCAGCCUCGAUUUCAAAGUUAAUUUAUGCACUUCAUAUAAUAAUACGUAUAAUCCAACAUUUGAUCCAGAUGAAAACAAUUUUAGUGACGUUUCAUGUGAUAGAGAAAAAGCAAAAGAGGAAAUUGAACAUACCAAGAGGUCACAAAAACGGUUACGAUUGAUGGGAUUUGUCAAUAUGGCCGUCUAUGUGGGAGUUUACUAUGGAAUAGUGGACACAUUUGCAGGUUUCCUUACAACAUUUGUUGUGUCAGAAUUAAAAUGGACGAAUUCUGAAGGGAACUACAUUACCUCAGGACACUGGACAUUGUUUGCCGCGGCACGUUUUCUUGGAAUAUUCCUAGUUGACUGCAUAAGUCCAGCAAAAAUGAUAUUCAUCUACAACUUAUUGAUGCUGGUCUCUACUUUUGUUUUUUUAAUCACGUCACUGUAUGACGUAACAAUAGGAGUUUGGUUCUCUGCGUGCCUUCUAGGAUUCGCUCUAUCCGUGAUUUUUCCUGCAGUGGUCAUGUGGACAGAAACUAAAUUUGUACGCGUGACCGGAAAGAUAGCGUCCAUUUUUCUAGUUGCUGCUUCUGUCGGAAGUUCGAUUAAUCCCCCAAUUCUUGGAAUUUUAAUGGAAAACUUUACACCCAUGUGGUUCUGUUAUCUGUUAUUCGCAGAAACAGUUUUUAUGAUGGUGUUGUAUUUCACGGGUUUGUUAAUCUCUAGAAGAAUUAUGACUAAAGUUCCUAGCUUGGCGGAUCAAGACCUUACUGUUAACAUAUGUGAACAAUCUGAGGGAUGA
This is a messenger RNA of Saccostrea cuccullata (small rock oyster), 1380 nucleotides long. Its product is annotated as sodium-dependent glucose transporter 1C-like. The transcript has 4 exons. Bases 1 to 1380 code for a protein of 459 amino acids. The record is from RefSeq and is a predicted model, not a curated record. NCBI's taxonomy places the organism in Eukaryota, Metazoa, Mollusca, Bivalvia, Ostreida, Ostreidae.